Molecule: messenger RNA, 1380 nt
Organism: Entrophospora candida
Lineage: Eukaryota; Fungi; Glomeromycota; Glomeromycetes; Entrophosporales; Entrophosporaceae
Source: the annotation of a GenBank genome assembly
AUGCUUGAAAAUAACUUGUCCAUAUUGGAAGCAUUUAGUCCACAUUUUCCCAUGGAUAACUUAUUCUCUCCUCCUCCAACAACGCCACAACUCAAUAAUCAUAAUAAUGACAGCAGUAGCAGUAAUGAUGAUGACGAUGAUAAUUCCAGUAUUAAUAAUGGUCAUGGUAUGUUGCGAAUGGAUAGCGGUUCUUCUACCGGAUCAUCUAUCAACAGAACUCCUCCUGUUUUUCUACAACAACCUCCGCCACAACCAUUUCCAUUAUUGUUAUCAUCAAAACACAAAAAUUUUCAUGAUAAUUUCAACUUUGACUACAGUUCUUUUAGCGACAAUUAUAAUGAUGCAAUUCCUUUAUUUAAUAUCCUCGACAACGAAGAAGAUUGCUAUUCCAGCAAUGAUGAUCAUUACAGCGAUAUCAACAAUAAUAGUGAUGGCGACAAUACUAUUAUCGCUGUCAACGACAACAAUAACAAAACCAACGAUAACAGUGGUGACAUCAUCACUUUUACCAUCAAUCAAAAUGACUACGAUCUUCAUUCGCCCACGUCACAAAUUCUUGCUUCUACUUCUAAUACUACACAACAACAGGAUGCGAUAACAGCCUUGAACGAAAGACAAAAAGAAAAACAAAAGGUUAUUUCAAUUAGUGACAAUAGGAAUAAUAACAACAAAGAUAUUAAAGGCGUUGACGUUGAAGAUUACAUUGAUCUUGAUAUUAUUGAUACUCUGGCAGAAAAUAAUAGCAGCAAAAGCAACAACGACUGUAAUAGCAACAAAAGAAAAAGAAAAUCAAAAUCUAAUUCACAACCUAUCACUACAAGGUUAAUCAAAAAAACCAAAAUUUUUGGCAAUAGUAAUCAUUCUAAUGACGGUAAUUGUAACAGUAAUAAUGAUGGUGACACUAAUGUUAAUGAUAUUGUUAUUGUUGACGAUGAAACAAAAUCUGUUAUUGAUGAUGAUACCAUCACCACACCAACAACUCCGAUUGAUGAUGAUACUACCGCUGAUGAUUCCAUUAUUGAAACAAUAUCACUAAAAAGAAAGUUUUUAGAUGAAGAGGAAUCGCAAGAGGAAAAAAGAAGACGGUUCUUGGAAAGAAAUCGAGUAGCGGCUUCAAAAUGUCGCCAAAAGAAAAAAGUUUGGGUCCAAGAUUUGAAUGACCGAGUCAUCACAGCCGAGAAAAUUAAUGCUCAUUUGACCAGUUCGGUUAGAGCACUUAAAGAUGAAUUAAUGUCUUUACAAGAUCAAGUCAUGGCUCAUAUAAAUUGUACAAAUUGCAAUCUUGUUCAAAAUUAUUUAGAUCAUUGUGCUCGGUUCAGACCUCUUCAACAAACAUCGCUAUCACAAUUCCAAACAACAUCGCCAUCAUUGUCACCAUAA